Branchiostoma floridae (Florida lancelet) is the source of this 940-nucleotide messenger RNA. RefSeq names its product proline rich transmembrane protein 1B-like. The record is from RefSeq and is a predicted model, not a curated record. The coding region runs from base 47 to 475 and encodes 142 amino acids. Gene Ontology annotation, cellular component: membrane. NCBI's taxonomy places the organism in Eukaryota, Metazoa, Chordata, Leptocardii, Amphioxiformes, Branchiostomatidae. The transcript has 3 exons.
AUUUACUCAUAAAACCUUGCAUUCAUUUUACAAUCCACAAUCAGAAAUGGCGACUGAAAGUGAGCUUUACCCCCCUCCUCCUUACAAUGUCGACCACCGAGAACAACCUCAAGGUUACGGGUUUCAUCCGUACUACACCCAACAGCCACCGUACAACCCACACCCACCGUACAACCAACAACCACAGUACAACCAACAUCAACACCCAACAAACAUGCACCCCUACGGACAACAAACAACCACUGUCGAGAUUUCGGUGCUGCCGAAGGACUACUAUGGCCUGUCCAUUUUCACUCUCAUCUGUUGCUGUCUGCCUGUCGGCGUCGCCGCUUUGAUCUUUUCUUACGAGGUACAGAGCGCGAACGCCAUCGGAGACGUUCCCCGGGCCCUGAAGGCGUCCAACCGCGCCAAGAUACUGAACUACGUGGCGCUCGUGCUGGGCGCUUUCUGCUGGAUGCUGGUAUCCAACCAUUAAAUCUGACUCACAUCAAAACAAUCGAGGAAGUUUAUAAGUCCCAGAACUUUCGUGGUGAACCUCAUUGGACAUACAUAGAAGAAAAGAGCUAAAUGAGUAAUGUUAAGGUAGUAUUGUUGACGUAGGUUUAAAAAGCUGCUGAAAAAGACUUCAAAUUAGGGCUUACGCAUCAUGCAUUGCCAUAGACGAUAUAUACAUUUAUUUCUUCUAUAAAGUGAUUGAAAGUGCCAUUAGCAUCAUUAAAAACACUAUUGUAAACAACUACUGUCAGAACUAUAAUAGAAAACUACAUUAAAUGAUUACAGUAAACAAUUACAGUAAAUAGAGUAAACAAUAACAGAACAAGCAUAGUAAACAAUUACAGUAAACAAUUAAACAACUAUAGAAAACUACUACAAUAAAAAUUACAGUAAACAGCUACAACUACAUUUGUAUUAGCUCAUUAUGAGGUGCCUACUUUGAUUC